UAACGAAUAGACUGUCCUACCACAAUGCCAUCGACGUACUUCUAUGCCUGCAUUAUGCUGAUGACGUUCGUCCAUCUAACGACCAGUGAAACAGACUGGACAAAGAACUGUAAUACUUGUUCUUGUAUUUGGGUCAGCGGUAAAAAAACUGCGAACUGCUCACAUAGGGAUUUUUCCGAAAUCCCUAAAGACAUGAGCAACGAACUUCGCGAUAUUGACUUCUCCAACAAUCCCCUGCACACGCUCAGCAACAGUGAGUUUAUAGCUGCUCGACUCAUCGACACUCACAAACUGAAAUUUCAAAAUUGUUCAAUUGAUAUCAUCGACGAAGGUGCACUUCUCGGCUUGAAGCUUUUAAUCGAACUGGAUUUAUCCAGAAACAAUUUUCGAACCUUGAAAAAAGACACAUUCACGGAACUGGUCAAAAUUCGAAUACUUACUUUAAGCUACAACAGAAUUGAUGUUAUUGAAGAUGGUUUAUUUAGAAAUUUAAUGUUCUUAAGGAAACUGCUUCUCGAUCACAAUCAAAUUGAGAACAUCAACAAGAACUCCUUUCAAAAUUUGCCUCUACUAAGCAAUUUACACUUAGCAUACAAUAAGUUGAAGACGGUAGAUUUUGACUUGAAGGUCACCCUUCCGAAACUAAACAGUCUGAACGUUGAAGGAAACCCUUGGGUGUGCGAUUGUAACUUGGAACCUUUUCGAAAUCUGGUAAAGAAAAAUAAUCUAAUCACUCAUAUUACCGAAUGUGAAGAACCGCCGAAACUGAAGGGAACUUCUUGGUUGUCCUCUGAGAAGUUUGCCUGUUCUCCGGUUAUUUUAGAACCGUUAGCAUCCACGCAAAUUCAAGCGACCAGUAACAACAUCACUUUGAUUUGUAAGGUUUUUGGUGAGCCCGAACCCGACGUGGACUGGACCAACAACGGUCACAUCGUUGAACGCGAUCCGAGAAAAAACAAACAGAAAUACUUUACUGCUAAGAACAAUAAUGGGCAGUACACUUGGAACAAUCUUACCAUAACAAACUUGAGUUACAAAGACCGGGGAGAGUACAGAUGCAUAGCGAAAAAUCCUGGCGGUGAAGACGAGAAAAACGUCACACUUGUCAUAGACAGCGACUUGCUUUUAGGCGUGAUGACGGGCAUCGGUCAGUCCAGUGCGUUGAUUAUCGGACUGUCCGUCGGUCUCAUUAUUCUGCUAGCGAUUAUUCUGAUUAUGGCAUGUCUGUUUUGUCGAAAGACGAACCGUCACGGGUUCCCGAGCAAGCGUAGGGAUCUGGGGAGUUCGUCGAACGAGUGUAUCAACAUGAGCGCCCAUCUAGAUAUGAAGAAAGGACUGAUCACGGAGGUUAAUCCGAUCUGUAAACCGCCGAGAACGACGGUACCCGACUCGGUGAUCGGGGGCGGUACUGAAGUCAGCGACGUCAAGAAAAAUUUACUGGACAACGAAUCGGUUUUCGAAUGCGACGACGAGUCUAGAUCUCUAGACUUUAAUCAACCCUUGUUAAGGAAAUCUCACAACACUUUGCUGGAUCCUGACUUUCGACAAAAUAAUCCUUAUCCUCCCGAUUUACUACCAUUUCCACCUAUGGGACCACAGUUAUCACCGGCUGGAUCUAACGCAUCCACAGUAGUAAUUGAUUCAAGAUUGCCCCCAAUCCACGGUCCACAAAGCCCCCUGCACAGCCCCCUCUACGAACAGGCCAGUAUCUACCGGACCUUGCCCUAUUCCAGGUCGCACAGCCCCUUCGUUCAGGGAGUAGCGGUACCUCGAAUCCCUAGACAGGGUGUUGGAUACGUGACUAUUCCCCGACGACCGAGGCAGCAAAGCUGGAGCUCGGAACCGCCCCCGAAUAUGGAAAUGAUCAGCGAACCGCUCUACGACAAUCUGGGUAUGAGAAGAUCGGCUAACGGGAGUUACCUAUCAAUCAACAAUCUCGGCACCAAAUCGGCCGUGUCUACACCUCGCUCCAACCGUGCGUACCCCUUAAGCCCCAAAGCAAUCAAUCCAAUAGAGGAAACCUACGAAUCGUCCGCGCCCAGCUUGAGCACUCUGGUGGCAGAAAAACCAGCAGAUACGUACCAGCAGGAAGAACCCGCGCCAUCCACACCACCACAACCCAAACCACGACCAAAUCCGAAACCACAACCGCCUCAGAAACCAGUUGCCAGUCAGACUUUACCUCGAAACUUAAAUUCGACCAAAUUGACACCAUCUAGGACCAAGUGGGCUAUGGAUAAUGCCGAACAGUUACGCAGCCCGUCAGAGAAACGGAACUCUAUUGCUGGAGAUGCUCCAUCUACUGAAGGUAAACCGAAGAAGAUUCCUCCUCGACCUCCACCAAAACCGAAGAAGCGCGAAUCGACCGGACCUCUGUUUGAAGACGAGGGCGAAGACGGCACGGAGGUGUGAUUAAAGCUAAAACUGGUGCUCGCUCGAGCACUGGUUGCGGCCGCAUUCUGAAGCCCCACGCGGACCAAACGUCUAUUAGGACUUCCGUGAACAUUAGUGUGGUGUUCUCGGCAAUUUUCAAUAUUACAGGGUGGACUUACAGAGAACCGUAGCGGUGUACAUAGAUGAUUAGGACAAAGACCAAACAAUGAACAAGAUCUCUGCAGAGUUUAGUGUUUUUUACUUGAUACAGUGCCUUACAAAAUGUAAAUAGUUAGGGACGUAUUAGACUAGAUUGACGAAAAUCAAAUUAUUAGUUGUAUUAAUAAUUAAUUUGAAAAGAGUUAGAAGAAGCAUAUUUUUUUGAUAGUCUGGAAGCAAGUGCAUCCAUUAGCUUAUCUUGAUAUAUAUACAGGGUGUCCCAGGUUGAGCUUACAUUGGAGGUUUUUAAACAACUCUUAUCUUAGGAUAUUAAUCUAGAUCCGAUAUUUUGUACGACCAGAUCUAACCAUUAAAAAUAUUUUCAAUAUGGCGGCACUUCUGUGAAUACCGGAAGUUGACAGGGACUUUCUUAUUUUAAAUCGAUAGCUCCAUUUUUUAUGAUACAGGGUGGUGACAAUUUCAAUGCUCAACAUUGGCAUCUCACAAAUUACGAAAGAUAUGAAU
This is a messenger RNA of Sitophilus oryzae (rice weevil), 3057 nucleotides long. RefSeq lists its product as uncharacterized. Gene Ontology annotation, molecular function: protein binding. NCBI's taxonomy places the organism in Eukaryota, Metazoa, Arthropoda, Insecta, Coleoptera, Curculionidae. The transcript has 5 exons. Bases 25 to 2412 code for a protein of 795 amino acids. The record is from RefSeq and is a predicted model, not a curated record.